AUGAACAAAUUAAUAUUAAUUGUCUUAACGUUAAUUGUACUCUUUGAGGGCUCCUGGUCAUUUUAUUUUUCAUGCAAUCUUGACAAAAAAGGAUUUUUAGUCUUAAACAAUGUUGAUUUUUGCAACGUAGUUGGUGAUUUCUCAAUAAAAUCGUCAGAAGAUGCAUUUUUGACAUCAACAAACUUAACAGAAACUAAUCUUGCUGAAACAAUAGGAAUUCGUUUCCGUGAAAAAACUUGUUAUUAUUUUCCACAAAAUCUAGCCAAUGUUUUAAGCGACAGGCUUCAAGUGAUUGAAAUUUCAUAUGGUCAAUUAAAAGAAAUUCAUCAACAUGAUUUAAGUCCUUUUAAGGAUUUGAAGGUUCUAUAUCUCGAGAAAAAUGACAUUGAAAUUUUGGAAAUCGGAAUUUUCGACUACAACAUUAAAUUACAGUUUAUUUAUUUCGGAGAUAAUAAAAUUAAACAUAUCGGCACAGGAGUUUUUACCAAACUAAGUCAACUGACUCACUUGAAUUUAUUCAAGAAUGACUGCAUUGAUAAAAAUAGCGAAAAUAAUAAAGAAGUAAAAACAAUUCAAGAUCUUUUGAAAAUAAAUUGCAAGGAUAUCGAGUAUGUCAAGCAAUGUGAAAAUUUAAAGCAACUUGAAAAUGCUAAGCAGACCCUGAAUUUAGAUGAUUUUCAAAUGUUCUAUAAUAAUUUAAAAGAAUUUGAAGAAUUAAUAAUGAGCAAAUACCCAAACUCCUCAUUAGUCACAAGAGUUCAUAUUUUGAAAGAUUGGAGCUUUGAAAUACUAUGGAGAAAUGUCAGCCGUAUGAAUCAUUUUAUGACUAAUUUUAGUGAAAUUAUUAAUUAUCAUAUAUAUGAAACAAUGAAAAAGUGUUCAGACGAUAUUCAAAAGCUGGAUGAAAAAAUUGUAAACAAUUUGAAAGCUGAAUUAGAAAAAUAUGAGAAACGCUCUAAUGGUACUAAUGGUGAAGAAAGCUAUUUGCCAUUCUGGUUAGGCGUUUCUAGUAUAUUAACUGUUGUUCUAUUGAUUUUUCUUAUCAAAAAUUCCUUCUCUGAGGAGCGAGUUAUCAGCUAUUCCAUUUCAGAGGCAAAACGUUAUGUUAGGAAUGAUCGUACCCACUGCACGUACCAAUACAACACAAACAUUUCAGUACGAGUAGGAUCAACAUUCAAAGAGAAAGGUGGUAAAACGUAUGAUAUAGUAAAAAUCAUUAAUUAUCCACUUUUCGACAUACUAAAGUUAAACUACGAUUAUGCCUUACUAAAACCUGAUCGUGAAAUACUGUUUGACUAUGUUAAUGGUACUGUACGACCCGUAAAAUUAUCAGAGCAAAAUCAAGUGAUGGUGGAUGAUACAAUAUGCACCGUAUCUGGAUGGGGUAAAGCUGAUAAUGAUACACGACCUGACAAAUUACGUUUCGUUGAUGUCAAGGUGGUGAACCAAACAGUUUGUCAAGCUUGUUAUAAUACUCCCAAAGUAAGGUUUAAAAUCACAGAUUUUAUGAUGUGUGCUGGAUAUAUGGAAGGUGGCCGUGAUGCAUGUAGUGGUGAGAUUAAUUACCUCUAA
Chironomus riparius is the source of this 1572-nucleotide messenger RNA. The record is from the annotation of a GenBank genome assembly. NCBI's taxonomy places the organism in Eukaryota, Metazoa, Arthropoda, Insecta, Diptera, Chironomidae.